Messenger RNA from Fusarium verticillioides 7600, 1108 nucleotides. RefSeq lists its product as hypothetical. NCBI's taxonomy places the organism in Eukaryota, Fungi, Ascomycota, Sordariomycetes, Hypocreales, Nectriaceae. The transcript has a single exon. The record is from RefSeq and is a predicted model, not a curated record. The coding region runs from base 164 to 1045 and encodes 293 amino acids.
CAAGAUGGCAGGCCUCAUUGAAAUCGGUUCGCCUGGACAGUUCGCAAAUUCUGUCAUACAUGACCUACUCCGCAGUCCCUCCUUCCCUUGGUCGUGGUGCAUACGACACAACUGGCUGCCCAAAACCCCCCCAAGACCCAGACCAAGUUGAUCAACGAGCACAAUGGCGGCCAUUCAUGCUCUCUUUGCACUUAUCGGGGUUAUCCCCCUGGCAUACUUAACUUGGCGUUUCUUUAAGCGCAGUGCCAACCGACGUGGUGCUGACGUGGAAGAAUAUACAGGAGGCUUUCAUGAACUUGGAUCGCUGCCUCAAGGUCUACACAUUUUAUCAGAGCACCAACCUUCACUCAAAGCCCAGGCUCUACCCCUUCCAAAGCCCCUAUUACUAUCAGGCUCUAAAAAUAAUGAGCCUUCACCUGAAGCCUACCUUCUACCUCCUCCACCUUCACUUCCUCUUCCGAAGCCUCCAUUACUAUCAGGAUCUGGAAACAAUGAACCUUCACUUGGAGUCUCAUACCAGAGAGUACAGCCCCAGCCACUUUCAGUCAGGCCUCUACCUCCUCUGCCAGGCUCUGAAAACGAUAAGCAACUAAACAAACUUCCCCCUUGCCUGAAGCCACUUCAAAUCAAUACCACCUCUCCACCAAUGACUCGAUUUACAUUCAGACCUGAAAAUGAGUCAUCACUUCAAGCCCAGUCCCAAAUACCACCAGCCGUUAAACCACGGCCACACCACCCUUUGAUUAAUUGUGUCCUGGUCAUCCCAACCCCACUGAUACUGGAACUGAAAGGAAUCGGCAAGGAACUACCCCUUCUUGUGGCAAGGGGGCUUGCUCAAAUUCAUGCAAGCACUCGAUCAAAAAGUGAGGUACCUCCGCUCGCCUGUAUCAUAUAUCAUAAGAUGACCGCUAAGGAGGAUUUGCUGGCUUGGGAAGAAUUUCCGAUGCAUGAGGUCGCGAGUGAAAACCCAGAGGAGUUGUGGAGGGAGAUCAAGGAAAAAGCUCGGAAAGAGCUUCGAAAGUUUUUACCCAGACUAUCUAAGUAGCUUAGUUGUAAUAUCCCAAUGAAGGGGAUCAGCUCGUUCCUCAAUCCAUCUGAAGUUACCUAC